AUGCACGAAGAAGAUGGCGAGCUGGGAAUUGGAGGAAACGAGCACGAAGAAGAGGAAGAAGACGGAGGCCUAUACUCACAAACCUUUCCCUUCUACCAGCAACCGGUAGCACUGCAACGCAUGCAAUUUGCGCAUUCGGCAUCAGCUACAUCCGUAUCAUCAAUGUCAUCGACAACAACGACACCACCACCACCGCCACCACCUCAACCGUCAGUAGCAUCAGUACAACCAUUAAAGCAACAACAGCAAAACCAACCAGCAACAGCUCAGACCCUAACCUCACUAGCAUCAUCAGCAACAGCCGUAAAUAUAUACCAAGAACAAGCCCUUCAACAGCACGCACACCAGCCGCAACAACAACACCAACAAAAAUUACGACCAGAACAAAUGACUUCCGCAACCGCUGCCAACGGCAACUUCAACAUCAACGUCAACGCCUCAGCAGCUACAGCUGCAGCUUAUAAGCGACAAGAACAAAAGUUGCGAAGAUUACGCGAACUGCACUCGCUCGCCUUGGAGGGGGGCGACACGGCACGCGGUUAUUGCUCCUGCGAUGAGCAAUGGACCUCAUCAUCGCCGCCCAUAUCCGACUCGCCGACACUCUCCAGCAAUGAAGGACACGAAAAGACAUCCGACGGAAGUGAAGCCAAUGAAACAAUACAAGCAGCAGCAGCAACAACAAUAAUAACAAAGGCGACAGCAAAACCAACAUCUGCCGAAACAACAGCAGCAAUGACGGCCGAACGGCGAGUGACAGGAAACGCGUACAAGCAAAUAAACGUGACAACAGGACGUGGCCGGUUGGCCGUCGGCGGUAAUGAUGGCGGUCACAGCCGGACGAGACAACAACAAAAGCACAACAAUAGCACUAUUGAUGGUGUUGGCAACAUUUGGACGGGCACGCGAGCAAAUGAGGUCGCCAAGGCAGCGGCCGCCGUGGUGGCAGCAAAGGCAGCUGGAGCAGGAGUUUCGACAGCAGCAAUGGCGGGCGCGGUGAGGGGUGAAAGCAGGCCAAUGCCGGCAGCGCGCCUCAAGCAACAACAUCAUGUGCGCUUUUCGGACGAGAAGAAUUUCUCCGAUUAG
Messenger RNA from Anastrepha obliqua, 1083 nucleotides. RefSeq names its product lysine-specific demethylase 6B-like. The coding region runs from base 1 to 1083 and encodes 360 amino acids. Lineage: Eukaryota; Metazoa; Arthropoda; Insecta; Diptera; Tephritidae. The record is from RefSeq and is a predicted model, not a curated record. The transcript has a single exon.